This is a messenger RNA of Pelagomonas calceolata, 6587 nucleotides long. The record is from the annotation of a GenBank genome assembly. NCBI's taxonomy places the organism in Eukaryota, Pelagophyceae, Pelagomonadales, Pelagomonadaceae.
GGCCGCUAGCAGCGCGAGGCGCCAAAAAAAGCGUGUGCACGACACCGCUGUGCUGCGCGCGUUGAACGAGUGCUCCGCGCGACGCCAGCGCUGCGGUGCACUCCUGUCGCUGCUCGCGCUCGGCUCCCAAGAUUGCCUAGACUGGCAGACUGGAAAAUGGAGCUAGACAGCACGACCCCGAGCUACGUGCAGCCCGCGCUCCGCGCCCUCUACAAGGACGAAAAUGUUAAGAGGUGCGGCGCGCAGCUCGCCGUCGCAAGCAAAGAGGAGGAAUGCUACGUCGCCGCGGCCUACGACGACAACGGAGAAUUGACACAUCUGCGACGCUUCGUGAGAUGCGGUGCGAGAGCCGCGCGCUUAUAUGCGGUGGCGCACAAGGAGGCCGGGUCCCUGGGCAACGCGUCGGACGCCAGUGAAAAAAAUGGCUGUGUGAUCCUAAAGCCGUCUGCUUGUAGUAGUGGAGAGUGCGCCUCCACCAUAGAGUUAUUUAGGCGGGAAAACGACGACGUGUUUGCGCGGACCAUGGGCGAAGUGCUAGGCGAGGGCGGCGACUUCGAGCGGCAGCUGCGGAGGCGAGGCGUGGUCGAGAAGGGUGCUCGCAAGCAACUUGCAGCAACUCUGGAAAACUACGACAAUGACGAGGUCAAGCGCACGAUACAAGCACUACGAAGUGUGAAGGUCGAGAACGACGCCUGGUACCCGCAGCCCGACCCGUCGCUCGAUCUGAUGAGGUGCCUCGUCGACGUUGAUGGAGGCGCGCACUGGCCCGUGUUGCUGUCAAAGCCGGGUUCUUCGGUGUUCGCGGAGCCCGUCCACUACGCCCUGUCGUUGUUGCUGGAGCACUGCGCUUUGCCUCUCACCGCGAGAGAUGCGCUGGCGCUCGAUGCUUCUGCUCUAUCGAAGCGCGUCGGCUCCGACGAGGAGGCCCAAAAUCUGAGAAAGCAGCUCAUGCAGGGGCAGCACGUAGCGUCUUCUGAAGGCGAAGCGGACGCGGCAGCACGAGAUUUGUUGAUAGUAGCCGAGGCACUCGUCUCUUCGGUCUGUAGACAAGGCUACGACACGCCCGUCGUCGACGCGGAGGCUCUCAAAACAAUAAAGACGCCUUCGGUCAGGAGAGCCGCGGCGCACGCUGAUGAGAUCCUAGUGAUGGUUGUACGAAGAGGCUCGGAGCGGUUUGAGAACGUGCAGCCCUGGCUGAUCCUGGGGGAGCUGGCCGUGGCCGCUUUAUCAUAUGUGUCGGAGCCACCCGCUGGUAGCACAGAUAGGGAGCGCAAGACUCUUGUAACAAUAGCGCAACGCCUCGUCAACGGCCUCGCCAAGGCCCUCCAAAAGAAGAAGUUCGUGCCAGUGCCAAAAGAUGCUCUGUCGGUACUAGAGAAGCCCUGGGACAAGCCCAGCUUCCUCGAGGACGAGCGUGUACGCUACUCCUCGCUAGCUCUGGCGGCGCACGGCAUGAUCGUCAAUCCAAUAACGGGCCAGGAAUUGGACGUGAUGCGCCAAUGCGUGGGGUUGCACGUGGAGGCGCGCGAUCGGAGGUUGGCGGACGACGCGGCCUUCGAAGAUGCGCUGUCGGCCUUCGCCGAAAAGGUAUCACUUAGGUCGAGAGUCUUCGUGCACGAUGGUGUCAGAGAUAGAGCCUGCGACGUCGUGAGAGUGAAUGGCGAUGGCACGUACGACGUGAAACCCAUCGAGGAGAACGCCAAAACUCUCAGAGAUGUGCCUCGAGUGAAGCUAGCAGCUGAACCGUUACUGGUUAUCGGCGAUCCCGCGGGCGGCAAGACGACCUUCGCGAAGCAGCUGUUGACCUGGACCCUUCGUAAGGAAGUAACCUACUUGGUACCCGUGCUAGUGCGGGUCUGCGACGUCGUGAGGUUGUUAGCAUCAGACCUACCGGAUGCCACGGAGCCAUUAGUGUGGGCCUAUCUCCGUCGCAGUUCGGGCGAGACGACGUGGCGCUUCUACGAGACGGCGCGUACGCAGAAGCGACUGUUACUGUUGCUAGACGGCUUCGACGAAGGAGGCGUUUUGGGCGAUCGCCUCGAGAGGGAAAUCGGCGAGUUCUACAUGGCCCAUCCUCUCGUGGUGACGUCGCGGGACAUGAAGUGUCUACGCGGAAGCACGUUCCAGCGGUUCCGGCGCGUCCGAGUGCUGCAGUUAGAUCACGAGCAAGUUAAAGCAAUAGCUAAGCAAAGGCUGAACGAAGAGGAUCUGGCGAGUUUCCUCGAGAAGUUACGCAUUAAUUCAUCAUUAUCGAGGAUGGCGCGGAACCCCCUGUUACUCUCGGUCACGUUAACGGUCUUCGAAGAAUCUGUAGAAAGCAUGGGCGACGACUCGUUAACGAGAGGUAGGGUCUAUGAAAUCGCAUUAACGGCGAUGCUCGGGCGCUUAGAUGGUGUGGAUGCUUUGUUAGCUAGAAGACUGUUCCGGCGGAUCGCGUGGGUCGCGCAUAGCCACGAGCGGGGCCGCGGCACGCGGGACUUCGGCGACACGCUGGCCAAAACGGCAGCUCAGACCCUAGAUGACUCUGAUGCGGCUCUAGAAGCGUGGAGUACCAUCUCGGACGCGGCGCAACGGGGCCGAUUGCCGCUGAUCUCCUGGUUUACCGAGAGAGGUAGAGACAGGUAUAGAUUCGCUCAUUUGACCUUCCAAGAAUUCCUCGCGGCGGAGCACGUCGUCAAGGAAUUCGAGCAUGAUAACGAUUGCGCUUCUCGAGUUGCAAGGCUGGCGACGCAUCCCUCAGGACGACCGGGCGCGUUAUUUGAGCGCGGCUGGUGGCAGCAGGUCGUCCAGAUGUUCGGCGACUUGGCUUCCGAUGCCUACCGCCAAGCUUUAGCGGAGGCUACGCUGGGUGGGGCGCAGUCUGUCGACCUGGACGCAUGUGUCGGGGACAGAAAUGUGGCCACGCUCGUGGCGCUAUUACCGCCUGGUCGAGCUCUCGAAUCGUUACGUAUUUCGGAUGGAGGCAUCGCCCGAGCCGGCGCUUCCCAAUUGGCGCCGGGCAUCCAGAGCGUAGGAAGACGCUUACGUGUCUUAGAUCUUGCUGGGAAUUUGCUGGAUGGACCUGCUGCUACAAUCUUAUGUGAUGCGCUUGCAAACUCACCCUUACAGAUCCUCGACCUGGCCUCGAAUCGUUUAUGUGUCGGCGAGACGAAACGAGAGGGCUUCGACCAGGAAACUUUUCACUCCCGCAAGCGAGGUGGCUCCGGCCAGUCGAAACUCUACCUCGACUACAUGCACGCGGCCUGGGUCCCCGACCUGUCGGGGGUCGAAGCUUGCGUCCAGCUCGCUCGGAGUACAACAACUCUGAGAGCUCUGGAUCUGCGGUCGAACGGGCUCACGGAAAAGGCCGGAAAUCUACUCGCGUCGUUGUUCGACGACGCGAGGCACGUGCGAGAAGUCUGCGGCAUCGACGUGAAGAGGUUGCGGACUGGUAGGUGUGUACUGUUAGCGCCGGCCGGGGAGUUAGCUGAAAGUGAAGAAGAGCAAAGGCAACUCGAGACGGGCGACCGCGUCGAGGCCCGAUUUCAAGGCGGGCGGCGGUUCUAUCCCGCGGUUGUCGUUCGUGCUCAUAAUGAUGCCCACGUCGACCUAGCUUAUGUGGAUUUGCAGGAUCGCGUCGUACGAAGAGAGGAUAGGGUACCUCGUAGGAUGGUCCGGCCGGCCACCACCGGGCCGCCUCGUCGUUUAGAAGCGGGUGGCUGUGUGGUCUUAGCCGCGGCUCUUGAGAGGGCGGGCCCCGCCGCGAAGGGUGCGUUGAAAGAGUUGCGACUGGCGCGGCAGGCCUUGGCGUUUGACCUCGACUCGUGGGAUGCGCCCUCUUGUUUAGAUUCGAAAAGUCAUAGCACGGGCAUCAACCCGAAUCCCGUCAAACGGCUGAUUGCGGCUUUAGCAUCGUUUCCUCGCGUGGAGGUCGUGGAUUGUAGGGAUAGUAUGGAUCCGGGCGCUCAUGUUGGGGAAGCGCUCGCGGCCGCUGCGGUCGAGAGGAAUUGGGUCACGCUGGGCUUGGGUGCGGCUCUGUUGGAUGUCGCGGCGAUCCGAUCGCAGGAGGAGUCGUUGAGGGUGCGAGGUGCGUUGCGCGACGGCGGCGUCGGGGCCGUCGCUCGCCUAGCAGAAAAUGUCACGUCGCUCCGAGUGUCGACGGCGGGCGUGUCGUCGGCCGGUCUCGAGAGGUUGGUAGCCAAGGCCAAGCACACUACGUUAGCAACGAUCAACGGUCUCGAUGUCGCCCGGUUCCGCGCCGAGGGACCCACACUCUUAACGCUAGAUUUCUCCGACGCGUCGUUGGACCGAGCCACGGCGCGCAUGGUCCUUAGACUGCUGGAAGGCUGCGUGUCGUUGGAAACGCUGAAUUUUAACGGUAGCGACCUGAUGCCUUGUGCACACCCGCACCCGAUGACUCCCGAGGUCUUUGGUUCUGGUCAUUUGUGCAAUGCCUGCGCGUCGCACCAUGGCCUGGCGGUUGAUUUGAACUUGGCUUGUAGAGUGUGUGACCACGACACGUGCGGGGCGGCCUGGAGAUCGAGGGACGUCGUCGACGAUUUGGCGGAUGCCCUGUCGAAGCUCGGCACGCACUUGAAACACUUAUCGCUGAAGAAUUGUUGUUUUGGGAUGAUGGACGGUCCCAUCGCGGUCAAGCCCUUUGAACACUUGGGACAAGUGCUAGGGGACGAUAUGCUUACCUUAGAAAGCAUAGACCUGUCGGAGAACGAGUGGUCCGCUCCUAGAUUAACGAGGUGGUGCGCGGAAUCGCUGAUGGACGACGCUGCUGAUGAUCCUCCGGCCAACGAUGAUGACGAGGGCGACGCCGCGGACGCGCGGUGGCAUCGAAGGGCGCGGCAGUGGGCUCGAGCUGUCGACGCCGAGGCGUCGUCUUCUGAUGCGGACGACGCGAACGAUGAUGCGGUAGAUAGGGCCUACUCGAGGCAGCGCAUCCCUCUGGCCGCCGGGUUUCCAGCGAUUGCUCGUGGUCUGGCCAAGGCGCCUUCUUUACAAAGAUGUUCAGUCGAUGGCCCUUGGGCCUUGGAUUUGGCUGCCUUACGAGCUUCUUCCGGUACAACUAUAGAGGCCGAGGCUUGUUUUGUGGGACCGGACACCACUGACUAUCGAGCCAUCCACGUCGGGUCGCAGAACGCCACGGACCCGAGGACGGCGGCGAUCUAUCCUCUCGCUCGCUUGGCGAAUGUCCGGCUGUUCUCCGAGGCGUUCAAGCAGCUCGCUCAACGGUCAGAAUACCCGCGCCACUUGAUCUGUAGACUGCACGCCUUACCACCGCUCUGCCACGAGGCGGGCCAGCAGUGCCUGUUGGAUCUGUUCGACGCGUUGGAUGUCCUGGAGGUGGGGUCGCUUGAUUUAGAACUCAAAGCACUACGCGACGGCGCGACCUCCACCCUGGACGUCUCCGUGGAACGGCUCGAGAAGCGCUGGCCGGCUUUAGAGGGGGAAGCGGAAGGCGUCACGGCGGCUCGCAGAGAGCGCUCCGCGCUGGAAGGGUCCAAGUGCUGUGGGCGGCUCGUGGCCGCGGCCAUCACGACGGCCGCGCGAAUCGUCGAAGUGGACUGUAGAGGAGUAGCAUUGGGCGAAGCCGCCUCGGACGUCGCUGCAGCUGCUAGAAGGCAUCUAUCUCUACGCAAGUUGAAUGGCGUCAGCACAGACGCCCCGCCGACGCCGCACCUAAGUUUCGCGCGGCGGCGUAUUGGGGAUGCCGGCGCGUUGGCGUUAGGUCGAGAUUUGGAGCGGUCGCGGCACGCGCUCGAGAGUCUUGACUUGAGAGACUGUUCUCUUGGCCCUGCUGGCAUCGCGGCCAUAUUGCACGGCCUCUCCAGGAGGCGCUCGGGCGAUCCGCCGCGGCGCGACGUGAACCCCCGCGUGUUGAACUUAGAAAGGAACGAUAUUGGUGAUGUGGGCAUGCACGCGUUGGCGAGGCAUUUGAGAGAUGACGCUCGCUUGGAAACGUUGCAGUUGCGCGGGUGUCAUCUACCUCGCUCUACUACUAGGGCCAUGUCGGAAUUUGGUCUUGCUUUCGAGGCCAAUGUUGGGUUAGUUACGCUGGACCUACGCGGUGCGCGGACGCCGGCACAACUCGCUAGAGGUUUACGACGCACUGUGGAGAAGCGGCCCACGGUCGCCCCGCAACCGGAAGUCUGGACCACGCUCCUACUAUGCCUCAAUCGGAACGGCCUGCGCUGCGACGAGGAUGCACUAAAUGUGGUCUUCGGCUUCGCGCGCCGGCGACGGCAACUUUUGCUCAAUGACGAGGCCGAAGCGUUGGCCGACUUGUUCCCGCUGCGGUCGGCGGAGGCGCGCAGCCUGGUCGAUCGCUUGGACGCGGGCGAGUUCGACCAUGAUGACGACGAGGACUUGGCCGAGAUCAACACGCUCCUCUCGCGCCUCGACGAGCGCGACCAGCGGUCGGUCACGCGGGCCUACUGGGUCUUGCGUGCUAGAGAACACCCGCCGGAGGACUUCGACGCCUUCGCGAACGAGGGGCCGCCGGACGACUCGGAGGACUCGUCUUCUUCCGAUGACGAGGAGGAUGAUGGGAUGGACGUGACGGCUGGGGGGGAGGAUUAAGUAUAUCUGUUGGUUUU